Molecule: messenger RNA, 699 nt
Organism: Fusarium poae
Lineage: Eukaryota; Fungi; Ascomycota; Sordariomycetes; Hypocreales; Nectriaceae
Exons: 3
Coding region: 1-699 (232 amino acids)
Biological process (GO): regulation of DNA-templated transcription
Molecular function (GO): DNA-binding transcription factor activity, RNA polymerase II-specific; zinc ion binding
Source: RefSeq, a predicted model, not a curated record
AUGGUUGGAGUUCCCGGAAAAUACAAAGGCUGCGAGACGUGCCGACGUAGAAGGGUCAAAUGUAGCAACGAGAGACCCCACUGCCACAAAUGCAUAGCAAGCGGAAAGGAAUGCGAAGGAUACGAGAGAGAACGGGUAUUCAUCACUGGAACACCGCAAAAUAAGGGGAGAGUCGCCUCCCAUCCCAAGAAAGGGUCGUCGUCCAAGAAGACAAGAUCGCCAUCAGCCAAAAAACCACCCCGAGCUAUCGAAAUCACCCCAACCCAACCCCUCAGGUCGGCUUGGGAGAACCAUACAUCCAUGUCGAGUCAAGGUGCUGAGUACUCAGUUCUCGUCUCAGCUCUCAAUACCAGGCUCCCCUAUCCAUUGCCAAACAAUUCGGCUCGGGAUGGAGAUGAAUCUUCCUCGCCUUUCCACAUUACGUUUCCACCAUACACGCCGACCGAGAUACAACCUUUUAUGGGUGAAGGAGACUUCAACGUUAGAGCUCAAUGUUUGGCGCGAAUACCAAAUUCUCAUGAUCAAGAUGACUCGGCGCAGAGUUAUUGUGUUUUCUUCUUCGAGCAUGAAACAGCAUAUGCAUUCAACGAAUCUGGAUCUGACCAAGUGAGAAGAUUGGGUCCAGCUUAUUUCGGCCAUUUCCCUAAUCAUCAUUUCUUCGUCCGUGUAUAUCGACCUCUAGCUGUAAGUGACCCUUAA